Pteronotus mesoamericanus is the source of this 2468-nucleotide messenger RNA. RefSeq names its product ribosomal RNA processing 8 (gene RRP8). Gene Ontology annotation, biological process: rDNA heterochromatin formation; regulation of transcription by glucose; cellular response to glucose starvation. Gene Ontology annotation, cellular component: rDNA heterochromatin; chromatin silencing complex; nucleolus. Bases 98 to 1471 code for a protein of 457 amino acids. Lineage: Eukaryota; Metazoa; Chordata; Mammalia; Chiroptera; Mormoopidae. The transcript has 7 exons. Gene Ontology annotation, molecular function: methyltransferase activity. The record is from RefSeq and is a predicted model, not a curated record.
GCUCUGUUCCGGUGGCUCUGGGUGCUCCGAUUUCUGGGGACGCGCUCUGCACGUGGAGAGGCGCGAGAAUCCUGCGACCUCACCCCGCACCGUCCGCAUGUUUGAGGAGCCGGAAUGGGCCGAGGAGGCCCCAUUAGCCGCGUGCCUCCGGCCUGUGGCGUCACGGCCUCGGCCCGCGGCAGCCUCGCAAAUCAAGGGCUCCAAGCGCCGCCAGCUCUUGGCCACACUACGGACGCUGGAGGCAGCAUCUCUUUCCCAGCCACCCCUCAGUCUGCCUGGCAGUGACUCUGAGGAGGAGGAGGUGGUGGAAAGGAAGAAGAAACGCCCGAAAAAGGCCUCGUUGGCCAGUACUUCUCCUGAAGUGGAGAAGAAAAGGAAGAAGCAGCAUCAAAAACAGGGUCUACCAGGCAGUGUCUCUGAGGAAAAGGAAGUAAAAAAGAAGAAAUGUCGUAAAGGGGCUCUUUGUGGCAGUGACCCUGCUGCAGAAGAGAAAAGAAAGGGAAAAUGCCAGAAACAGGCCCCUUCAAACCCAGCUCAGCACCUGGACAGUGCUGACCAAGCAGGUCUCAAAGCUUGGAAGAGUAAUGCUACAGAUGACCCACCCAAGCCAAGCUUGGGGACCACUCCUCCCCAGUCCCCCCGUAUCUUGAGUCGCAAGCAGUGGCGGAACCGGCAAAAGAACAAGCGUAGACACAAGAACAAGUUUCGGCCACCUCAACCACCAGACUCGGCUCUAGCCACAGCCCCCACAGAGGAGACAGAGGUGCCUCCUGCUCCCAUUCAAGACAGCCAGGAGACUCGGGCAGGAGCUCUGCGAGCCCGCAUGGCACAGCGGCUAGACGGUGCUCGAUUUCGCUACCUCAAUGAACAGCUGUACUCAGGGCCCAGCAGUGCUGCACAGCGCCUCUUCCAGGAAGACCCUGAGGCCUUUCUCCUCUACCACCGUGGCUUCCAGAGCCAAGUCAAGAAGUGGCCACUACAGCCUGUGGACCGCAUCGCCAAGGAUCUUCGCCAGCGGCCUGCAUCCUUGGUGGUAGCUGACUUCGGCUGUGGAGACUGCCGCCUGGCUUCAAGUAUCCGGAACCCUGUGCACUGCUUUGACUUGGCCUCUCUGGACCCCAGGGUCACUGUGUGUGACAUGGCCCAGGUGCCUCUGGAGGACGAGUCUGUUGAUGUGGCAGUGUUCUGCCUUUCGCUGAUGGGAACCAACAUCAGGGACUUCCUAGAGGAGGCAAAUCGAGUGCUGAAGCCAGGUGGUCUUCUGAAGGUGGCUGAAGUUAGCAGCCGCUUUGAAGAUGUUCGGACCUUCCUGGGAGCUGUGACCAAACUGGGCUUCAAAAUCAUCUCCAAGGACCUGACCAACAGCCACUUCUUCUUGUUUGAUUUUGAAAAGACCGGGCCCCCUCGGGUGGGGCCCAAGGCUCAACUUUCAGGCCUGAAGCUUCAGCCAUGCCUCUAUAAGCGCAGGUGACCUCUGGACUCCUUGAAAGGGGAGGCAAGUCUCGAACUCCAGGCUCAUAACUUUGAAGACUGUAACCAGCCAGGCUGUGCCGCAGGACCUGAUACUGCGCUUCCUCUGUCCCAGGAACAAAGUGUAAUGAAACCUCUGGCUCAGCCCUGCUCUAAGGAAAGAUUCUUGGUUGCAAGAAUCACAGAAUCACUCAGGCUGACUAAAGAAUAAGGAGUUUGUUUUGAGAACAUGUGGCUAUCUGGGAAUUAUGGAUCCCCUAGGUGUCAUGGAAACUAGAUGGUUUGGAAUUCAAGGCAUCUCUGGGUUUGAUUCUUUCUUUCGUUUCCUAGGAGCUACAUGGGCUUUCUGUCCCUGGCAUCUCCAUUUUCUUCUCUUCUGGUCUGUUUGCAGACCAGCUCCCUCUGCUUACUCAUAUCUGUACUCCUUCAGGUUUGGUCUGCCCAGGUCUUCAAGGCCCCAGACAGGCAGACAUUGCUUCUUGGCCCUGGGACGACUGGUGGCUCGCUAACGUCCUGGCUCAGCACAUCAGUCAGGGCUUCUGGGUCAGAACUGUUUGUUUGUCUCUGUGUUAAGCACUUCUUUCCCGUCUGUCCUCAUCUCUAUCUUUGGAGCCACAUGGUCCAGACAACUGCCAGCAUUUAUUACUGUCCUGUGGGACGUCGUGUGUGUCUGGCUGAGAGCACAGAUUUUGGAAUCAGGUGGGCCUGGGUUCAAAUCCUGGCCUGCCACUUACUGCCGAGAAUCAUUCAAUCUUUGGAUGUCACAUUCCUCAUUUGGAAAAUGGUAGGAUUCUUGUCUCAUGGGUUUGUUGUGUGGGCCAACCGAGGAGAUCUCUCGCCAGGGCCCGAUACUGAGGAGGUGCUCAAUAAACUGUUGCUGUGGCUGUUGUGCCUUGUAAGCCUUGUUGUUCUCAAGACCCUUCUCGAGGCUGGGUUGGAGGUUGGAGGGUAAAGAAGAGCUUUGUUGACUAAGGAAGACUCAGCUUAAUAUAGGCCUU